Molecule: messenger RNA, 6456 nt
Organism: Esox lucius (northern pike)
Lineage: Eukaryota; Metazoa; Chordata; Actinopteri; Esociformes; Esocidae
Gene: dnmt3ba
Product: DNA (cytosine-5-)-methyltransferase 3 beta, duplicate a
Exons: 26
Coding region: 92-4798 (1568 amino acids)
Biological process (GO): negative regulation of transcription by RNA polymerase II
Cellular component (GO): nucleus
Molecular function (GO): DNA (cytosine-5-)-methyltransferase activity, acting on CpG substrates; DNA binding; protein binding
Source: RefSeq, a predicted model, not a curated record
UUGGAUGGUAUUGGGGAAGAAGCCUAGUGGUUCUCAAACCCGGUGGAUGAGUCUAGUAUAGGCUACCCGGAGUAAGGGACGAGACGGAACAAUGGCGACAAAUGUGGACCUGGAUCAGUCCCCAGAUGCUACUGCAGACAAAUGCAGCCGUUAUGAACUGCUGAACUGGCUAAAUAAAAAUCUAGACAUCAAAUUUACCAGACUGGAACAGAUAUGUUCAGGUUCCUGCUACUGCCAGCUGAUGGACUGGCUCUUCCCAGGGUGUAUAGACCUGAGCACAGUGAAGUUCCAGGCUCAGGACAAGACAGACUUCCUCCACAACUACAACCUGCUCCAAGCUAGCUUUAAAAAGACAGGUGUCACUAAGAUUGUUCCAGUGGAGGAGCUGAUAGACGGAAAGUUCCAGCCUAACUUCGUAUUCCUAAAGUGGUUCAGGAGGUUUUUCCAGACAAACCUGGCAGAGCAGGUGUAUAACCCUUUAGAGGCUCGCCAAGGCCAGGAUAUUCAGCCUGCCAGACCUCCCCUUCGCUCCCCUCUGGGACAAGGCUUAAAGGGCCGUAAGACAGCCAGCCGUAGCCCCAGCCUAUCAGCGGGGUUAGAAACCGAUACGGACGAAGAAGCUUCAGUGAAGUACCAAAGGAAACGUAUUGUUUAUGAUAAUACAUGGGAAGAGUCAUACAUCUGGGUGAAGCCAAGCGCCCUAGGAGAUAUAUAUGCCUACUGCAGUCUGUGUGACCUAAACCUCAACAUCUUUCACUCUGGCUUGUUUGACCUCAAGCGUCACUCACAGAGCAAGAGGCACCACAGUCAUUGCCUGUCUGCCGGUGAUGGCGCUCUCAUGCCUUCAGGUAACAGCAGGCCGGACGGCAGCCCUCCACGCUGUAGUAAACUGGUCUUGCAGUUCAUUCAGUCUUAUUGUAACUCAACGGUCGCGGACCGUGUGUCUAAACAAUACGGCAGAUAUGUCAUGGGACUACAGUACCCAAAAGACAUAGUCUCUGCCUGCCAAAAUACUCCUUAUUGCUUAUAUAUUUACGGAGGAGUGGCCCUAGAGGGGACUGGCGUGGCUUCCGUAGUUCUAGUGGGGUAUUUCAAUGUGAAGGCAGCCAGACAUUGCAUCAGCCUGCUGGAUGUCCUGCAGCCUUUAACUGAUGGCAGUGACGUGGCUCCAGUGGACACCGUGAGGAGGUUUGGGCUUUCCGCGGCUAACCUCGCUGCUCUUUACCUACACGGUAACGGUGCUGCCUCAGAGCAGAUUUGCUCGCAGCUCAGGGAGCUGAACCCCAAUGUGCUGGUGCUGGAUGGGCUGUACGGAGUAGCUGAUGCAGCCUGCCACGCCGGGAUGGCCGAGCUCUCCACUCAGGUCCAGGAGCUCAUAGUAGACAUUUACACCCACUACUCAUCCUGCUCCAGCAAGGAUGCCAACCUGGGGGAGCUGUUUGCCAGCAUCUGCAGUGCGAGUGGCCUCAAGCUUCCCCUCACCACAUCUUGCCUUAGCUUCUGCACGUUAGUCCGGAAGGUUCUGGGGAAAUGGACCCAUCUCGUCACCUACUUCAGCUCCUCUGAUGAGGGAGAUACGAAAGCCAAGCUGAUCUGCACACAGCUGCAGGAUGUGAAACUCAGGGCUACGUUUAUGUUUCUGGACCAGGCCCUGGAACCUCUCCGUGCCUUUCAGGAGCGUUUGCAUCACCACGAGGGCUCAUCUCGGGCUGACCUCGUUCAGGUCCUACAGGACGCCAGCAGCCUCCUGCGCUCCUAUGCUUCCAGUUUCCUCCGGCCUCAGGCUGUCGUGUGCUUCCUCAAAGAUUGCGAUACCUCACUUCUUAAAACCCAGGAGUGCCACCUGCCAGUGGAAGAGCUGAAUGUGGGCGGGGGUGCUGUGGAGGACUUCCUGUGCGAGAUAUCGGAGACAGGAAGUGAAACCCUGCGAUCAUUUCGGGAACAGGCUUUGUCCUUCUACAGUGUGCUCACAGCCAGCCUGGCGGAGGGACUGCCCCUGAGUGAUGCCCUGUUGAGGAGCAUAGCCCAGCUACUGAGCCCUCAGGACAGGCUGACGAUAACAGGGAAGGCUGUGGGAGAACUGGGGGCAAAGUUGGGGCUUUGCAGCACACCUGAGGAGAUCAACAAGCUCAACAAGGAGUUUCUGGAUUACCAGCUGGCAGAGGAAGAAGAGGGACAAAGGGAAGUAAAUGGUAGUAAUGGGGGUGUCCAGAAUGGUUCGGUAGCAUCCUCACUGGAGCAACAUUGGAGUAUGGUGCUGAAGGCAUCUGGAUCGACCAGCAUCUUCAGGAAACUUGCUUUGACCCUCUUAGCCAUGCCCUGCCCCCCACUUGAAGCUCAGAAGGUCUUCACUCAGGCUGUGGUGAAUGGGGACAGCGCCCAGUUAACUGACAGUUUGACAGAGAGUGAGCUGGACUCCAUUCAGGAAUUAGACCUGACCAAUGACAGCACUCUCUCAGACAAUAGUGGUGUCAAUGGGGCUGUCAGGAAGAAGAAAAGUAAAGGUCGCCCCAGAAAGAGUCUAUCAGAGGUGAAUUACGUUAAUGGGCCAGUGAAGCCAUGCACAGUGCGGCUGCAGAAGAUAUUCAACGGGUCAAAUAACGAGGACAGUACGGUGUUUGUAGAGGACGAUGUAGUUUGGACAAACACUACUGAGGGCACCAUUAGGGGCAUUUAUGGCUGGGAGAGCAGCUUACGCCAGAAGCCACAGGCGAGAACUGUGUUUCAGGCUGGUGCCGGCGUCUGGGCCAAGCCACAGGCUCUUGACAACGGCAGCAAAAAGGACCAGGAGUCCGAGGCCGCGUCGCUCCCAAACAAUCAGAAUCAUUCAUCCGCCUCACCAAGCCCCAGGUCAGCAAAGAAGGGUGUUGAUUACCAGCUUCCUAAGAAUCAGAAUCAGUCAUCCUCAUCCAGCAUGUCCUCAUCCAGCAUGUCCUCACCGAGCCCCAAAUCAGCAAAGAAGGGCGAUUACCAGGAUGGCAAGGGGUUCCUCACUGGAGAGCUAGUGUGGGGGAAGGUGAAAGGUUUCUCCUGGUGGCCUGGACUUGUGGUACUCUGGAAGUCCAGUAAGCCACCGGCUAUAUCCAUGCGACGGGUGGAGUGGUUUGGCGACGGGAUGUUUUCUGAGAUUUUUGCAGAGAGGCUUCUGCAUUUUGCAGCUUUCACAAAGUGUUUCUGCAAGAAUUCCUAUGCCAGCUUGCCAACCUACAAAGAUGCCAUCUACCAGGUUCUUGAGUUGGCCGGUGAACGCUGUGAGAAGUCCUUUCAAAAAGCGGUCAAUAAAGAGGAGGAGCUGAAACUGAUGCUGGACUGGGCACACGGUGGAUUCCUUCCCACUGGGCCAGAUGGGUUUGCCCCUCCCCCCGCUGCAGCUCCCAAAGAUUCAAAGUUUGACUCUUCCGAUUCGACUCUGUCGGACUACCAGCCCCCAGCUAAGAGGAAAAAUGUGUGCAAGAGCAGACCAUCCAGUGGGAAUACAAGCCACAGCAGAGAGGCAAUGGUAAAAGAUGUCACUAAAGGCAAGAAGAUCGACGAGUUCUGCCUGUCAUGUGGUUCCCCCGACACCCACACCUUCCAUCCGCUGUUUGUAGGGAGCCUCUGCCAGAAGUGCAAGGAGAAUUUCAUUGAGACCUUGUACAGGUAUGACGAAGAUGGCUACCAGUCCUACUGCACUGUCUGUUGCGGUGGCCUUGAGGUCAUCCUCUGUGGCAACGCCAGUUGCUGCAGGUGUUUCUGCAAGGACUGCCUCAACAUCCUGGUGGGUGAGGGAACCUUUGACAAAUUGAAGGACGUGGACCCAUGGAGCUGCUUCAUGUGCUUACCGUCCCAGUGCAACGGAAACCUCAAGCUGCGGCCUGACUGGAGCGUGCGUGUCCAGGAGUUCUUCGUCAAUAACAGUGCCCUUGAGUUUGAACCUCACAGGGUGUAUCCCUCAAUCCCUGCCAAUCAGCGCAGACCCAUACGGGUUUUGUCUCUCUUUGAUGGAAUUGCCACAGGGUACCUCGUACUCAAAGACCUGGGCUUCAUAGUGAAACGCUACAUUGCCUCAGAGAUCUGUGAAGACUCUAUCGCUGUGGGAAUGAUCAAACAUGAGGGCAAGAUUGAACAUAUCAAUGACGUACGCACCAUCACAAGGAAACAUCUGGCCGAAUGGGGGCCUUUUGACCUUCUGAUUGGAGGAAGCCCUUGCAAUGACUUGGCUUGUGUCAACCCUGCUCGAAAGGGCUUAUUUGAGGGAACAGGAAGACUGUUUUUUGAAUACUACAGAAUGCUGACCAUGAUGAGACCAAAGGAAGAUGAUAACCGUCCGUUCUUCUGGCUCUUUGAGAAUGUGGUGGCUAUGAGCGCUCAUGACAAGGCCGACAUAUGUCGCUUUCUUGAGUGCAAUCCCAUCCUAAUUGAUGCAGUAAAAGUGAGUCCAGCACACAGAGCACGCUACUUCUGGGGAAACCUCCCUGGCAUGAACAGACCUCUAGCUACUUCUUUGGAUGACAAGGUGGACCUACAGGAUUGUCUGGAGCUUGGGCGCAAGGCCAAGUAUAACAAAGUUCGUACCAUCACCACCAAGUCCAACUCCAUUAGACAAGGGAAAAUGGGACCACUACCGGUCGAAUUUAAUGGCAAGGAAGACUACCUUUGGUGCACAGAGAUGGAGAAAAUCUUUGGCUUUCCCAAGCAUUACACGGAUGUCAACAACAUGGGUCGAAGCCAGCGGCAGAAGGUAUUGGGACGAUCAUGGAGUGUGCCAGUUAUACGCCACCUCUUUGCUCCACUCAAAGACUACUUUGCCUGUGAGUAGGUAGGAGGUCCAUUGCUGUAUGCCGAACCAUUGUCAAUCACAACAGCAAUAUUAAUGUCAGAUUUUUGGUGAAGGGAGGGUAAAACAUUUUAUAAUUAUCCUUCCCUGCUUUUCAGUGAACGGUGCUAACAGUUUCUCAGACUGAACUCACAGUUUUGAGUUGCUUCUGUUUUUAAUGCAGUGUGGUCCCAAAAUAUUUCCAGAAUGCACUGACACUUUGGUUCUUUCGGUUAAUCUGAAAUAGUUCAUGUUUGUUUUGUUAACAUUUGGUCAAAGAUGGUGAUAUCAGUGCUCAAACCAUGCCUACUGUCUACCUCAGUAAUGAUCUUUGAUUGGUCUGACAUCUGCGGAGACACAGUUUUAUCGCUAUUUAAUUUGAAGAAAUUAAAAUUAUACAUUUUACAGUGCUUUGAAAUUAUUCAGGAUUUUUAUCAUUUAUUGUCCAUUUGAAUGUUAUACAUUGAGUUAGAAUAAAUCAUGUUCACCUUCUAGUGGUUUGGUACAUGUUUGAAAAACAUCUUUCUAGAGAUUUGAAAGUCACAAACUCAGAUUUAAACUAAGGCAGGAUAUAGGCCUUUUAAUAUUUGCUUGUAUUUUACCAUGGUUAAUAUUUACCAUGGUUAGUCUCCGAUGUGCUGUGUUAGGGUUUAUAAUUGUAUUUUAUCCAAGAGGUGGCCACAGGACUCACAAUUUCAAUAACAUUGUCUCACUUGUUGAAACAUGCAUGUGUGCCUUCUCCCUGUCUUUGAGCAUUGUAAUUAUUCUUAAUUCUUAAAUGUACAAACCGAGCUGGAAAAAGCUCUGGAAACUGGAGUACAUAAAACAAAUUCUUGUUAAUUCUUUCAUCUCAGUAAAGCAGAUACCCAAGAACUGUGUCAAAUUGGGGCACUUUUUGUGAAAGCAAUUGUUUCAAACUGACUUCCGAACUGUUCUUCCGAUGUACAUUAAGGUCACCAAGAGGACCUACUGAACUGGCCACUUUAGUUUCAUGCAUAUGUGAGACUAGUAUUGUUGUAGUAUGUUAUGUUUGUUGAUGACUGCAACACAACAAGCUUUCAUGAAAUACUGUGAAUUUACACUAAACUCUGAAGUAAUGAAUACGGUUGGUCAUUUGGUUUUAUUGAGUUUUUUUCCUCUAUCAAUUUUGUUUGAACCCCUUAUUAUUUCCCUCCACCACACAGAUUUCUUAUGUACUGUAUGACACAUGUGGUGACUGUGGUGACUGAUAUCCACCGUAUCUCAAGAGACUGAACAAAUACUGUUUUUAAUAAGCACAACUAUCUAAAUACCAGAUGGACAGUGAUUCACAUUCAUGAUGCUAGCCUUAACAAUCGUUUUUUUAAAUGAAAUGUAAAGAACAAUAUUGUUCGGUGUACUGUAUGUUUCGAUUAUACUUUAUACCAAUACCUCAACAUUUAUUGUUAGGGUCAACACUAGAUUCCUAUUGGUGCUAUAUUAUUGUUCAAAUGUUUGUUAUUUUUUACAUUUUUUGCAUGGUGUGUUGAUAUUAAGAUAAUGUUGGUCAAGCUACAUUCUGCUGUAGUUGUCAACAUGUGUGUUUAAUGUAUAGUUGUCAUAUAGUCUCAUAACCCCAUGUAAAGCUCUUGUUCCUAGUCUAUGAUCAUGUUAGAGAUUAGAAAUAAACUGCCCUAAUUAUA